CCUUCUAGAAGAUCAUAUCUGCUAUAUUGCGAUGGCAUGUAGCCUUCGUAUUGAUGCUUGGCUCCUGAAAUCAAAAAUAAAUUUUAGGUUAUCUAAACACCGCUGAUAUCGGCCUUAAAAGAGUCUGGAUUGGUAGCUGGCUGUUCAUAUUCCAAGGUUUUUGAAGAUAAGUGGCAGUCUGAGAAAUUGGACCGAAAUGCCUUAACGUUGAGAGGUGUUCAAAAGUAAACAACACAACAGAACAACAGACUGUCGACUUUGUUCAUUUCCCAAACUAUGAGUGUCUACGGCAGAGUAUAUACAAUUAGUACGUUUGGAGAGAGCCAUGGAAAAGGGGGUUACCUUUGGAAUAUGAAAUGAACAGAUGACGAGAUGGAAGCAAUGUGUCUGGAAAGCAUCGAACUUAUUCAAUUGGGCCUUGUGAACUCUGAACUAUGGAAUCACUUGAAAUACAAAACAAAAGCAACGUAUCUCUUAGAUGAAAGUUGGAUGCAGAGGACUUUAAAGCUCGUGGAAGAAAUCAAGAAAUCUGACAAUCCGUUAGUCGGUGGAUUAUUGUCUGAAAUCCUACAAAGAGUUUGCAAUAUCAAAGCUGAUGAAUCAAAGUCACUUGCAAUUAGUCAUAUAGUCCGCUUAAAAGAUGAAAGUGGGGAUUUCAUUACACCUUACACUAUUCAUGUUGAAAUUAGAUUAAUGCUGCAGAAUUACGAACAGCCUCUGAUUCUGAAUCAAGACAAUAUUAAAGAACUUUUGGCAUACUUUACUUCCAAGUCACAAAUUGGUUUAAAUGCAUGUACCUUAAAAUGCAUAGGAGAACCGUAUACAUUAAAAAUUACCGGACGUGACAUGAUAUCAGUCCUUACGCCAGUCGUGGAGAUUCAUAAAAGAAAUGUUCAAAUGGAGUCUCUGAGAGUAUUAUAUGCGCCUGGGUCAAAAAGCGAGACAAACAGGGCAUUGUUAAUGGCAGCAUUGUCGAAGCGAAUAGUGACACUUGUAAAUAUUCUUGAGAGUGAAGAUACUGCGUUAAUGAUGCAAGCGCUUAAGAGAUGUGGUGUCAUAAUUCACCGGACUGGUAAGAGUCAGCUGACUAUUCAGGGAAAUUGUGGUGUGUUUGAGCAACCACAUGGGCCAAUAUAUUUAGGUAACUCUGGUACGAGUAUGCGAUUCCUAACAGCCGCCAUUGCACUAAAUGGAAGCAACAAGUAUAUUCUCGAAGGCAAUGAGAGAAUGUCCAAAAGACCAAUUGCAGAUCUUGUAGAUGCUUUGAACAAUUUUGGAUGCAAUAUAGAGUAUGUAUCAACAGAGGGAUAUCCUCCAUUGAGAAUUAUGAAACGGGGAGAUGAUAUCUCUGAUAGUAUCGAUGUGAAAUGUAGUAACAGUAGCCAGUUCAUCUCUGGUGUCCUUAUGGGUAUUAGUACACUAAAGAAAAUAAUAACUAUCAAUGCUGUCACUAACGUAGUGUCCAAGUCGUUUGUUAACCUAACUGUACACCUUAUGAGAGAUUUUGGAAUCAACAUAGAGGAAUGCAACUACUCUUGGAAGCUACGCCCAGUUGUACGAGCUAUUGAUGGUAAUGGUGACCAUAAACGGAACAAUCACCCAUCGACCGGAAUUACGCGAAGUGAGAUGUCCACCUUAGUCGAGGAUAAUGACGUAAAUCUCACUCUGAAAGGUAAAACGUUUGACAUUGAGACACGCGAUUUAUUUAGAUAUGAGAUCGCUGCAGAUGCAACUAGUUGUAGUUACUUGGUUGCCAUGGCAGCACUAACAAAUCAACCAAUCCACAUUCCAAAUUUAAUAUCUAGGAACAAACAGGGAGACGCUCAUCUUCUUACAAUUGUCUGCCCAAAAUUUGGACUAGAUGUUAAAAUAACAGAUUUUGGUUUUUAUUGUACACCUUCAAAACAUGGCGUCCUCAAGAAUGGCGGUGUCAUUGAUGUCGACAGUAGUGACAUGUUCAUAACAUUUGCCGUACUUGCUGCAUUUGCUGAGGGCGAGACAAAAAUCAUUAACAUAAAGAAUCAAGCUAUCAAAGAAUGUUCUAGAAUCAAGGUUACUGCGGAAAAUCUUCGUAAAGCUGGUGUUGAUGUUAUACACGAUGAUGACAGUAUAACAAUCGUCGGGAAAGAGACCCAAAACUACAAUCAAGUGACCAUUGAGUGCCACAAUGACCAUAGAAUAGCUAUGGGGUUUGCUGUAUUUGCCUAUAGGGUAAAGAAUGUCAAACUUUCUGACAGCUGGUGUGUAGAAAAGACAUUUCCAUAUUUCUGGCAGACUGUAAAAGAAUUAGGUAUUGAAACUUUUCCAACAAUUAUUUGAACAUACGGACAGCAUACCAAGGUAUUGUUUUACGUUAAAACGAUGGUAGCCGCAAGAAUCAAAUGAAAAACAGACUAUUCUAAAACUUUGAAAAUAUGUCGAAUAUCAAAAGAUGUUUUACGUGCAUCUUCGAUUUAGUUGAUGACUUCACUAAAGUCUAAAUGCAUAAUGUUGUUCAUAAGUGGACUAAUUCAACAGUUGUGAACACAAUUUAUAGGUUUGUAACACCUAGAACCCCCAGUCACAUUUGCUCUACGGCGGCUGUGCGGUGGCCGUAGCUUCACAAAAUCGAUAUAUAGAAAAUCUACAUAUCAUACUGAUUAUCCC
Messenger RNA from Owenia fusiformis, 2646 nucleotides. NCBI's taxonomy places the organism in Eukaryota, Metazoa, Annelida, Polychaeta, Sabellida, Oweniidae. The record is from the annotation of a GenBank genome assembly.